Molecule: messenger RNA, 1599 nt
Organism: Nelumbo nucifera (sacred lotus)
Lineage: Eukaryota; Viridiplantae; Streptophyta; Magnoliopsida; Proteales; Nelumbonaceae
Source: RefSeq, a predicted model, not a curated record
AUGGAGGUUACGACAUGGAUGCGGGGAGAGACCAUCGGCAGAGGAAGCUUUGGCAUCGUUUACCUGGCUACAACCGGGAGAACCAACAACCCUUUACCGCCUUUAAUGGCUGUGAAGUCUACUGAGUUUUCUGUAUCAAAGUCACUUAAGAAGGAGAAGAAAAUUCUUACUGAGCUUCAGAGUUGCCCAAACAUUCUUCGCUGCUACGGCGAUGAUAUCACCCUGGAAGGUGGUAUACUGACCUAUAAUAUGAUGAUGGAGUACGCUUCUGGAGGCAGCUUGGCCGAUCGCAUAAGGGCUUACCCUGGAGGAUUUCCGGAGUCGGAAGUUAGACGUUACACCCAAUCGAUCCUUCGAGGGCUUAGUCACAUUCACAAGCAUGGUUACGUUCAUUGUGAUAUAAAGCCUCAGAACAUUCUACUGGUGCCCUGUUCAUCAUCUUCGAAUUCUUUUGAGGAUGGAUUCAAGGGGAGAAUAUGGAUGGGGAAGGAAACAGUGAAGAUCGCUGAUUUUGGACUUGCAAAGAAGGUUGGACAGCAAAGGAGGAAUAAGGUCUGCCGGAGAGUGAGAGGUACCCCUCUGUACAUGUCACCUGAAUCAAUUGUCAAUGGUGAACAGGAGCCUCAGUCUGAUAUCUGGGCUCUUGGGUGCAUAGUAAUAGAGAUGAGAACUGGAAGGCCCGCCUGGAAAUUCACUUCUGAUACUGAAGCGUGUGGACUCUUGUAUAAGAUUGGUUGCAUGAAAGAGUUGCCGGAGAUACCAAGUGGUUUUUCGACAGAGGGGCGAGAUUUUGUAGAGAAGUGUUUGGUUAGGAAUCCAAAACUCAGGUGGACGGCUGAUAAGCUCUUAAAACAUCCUUUUGUUACUGUUGCUGAUGAGGUGGUUGAUGCAAAUGAAGAAGAACUAGAUGAGGCUUUAACAGAUGCAGCUGGAGUUGGGUUUGUUCCAUCUCCAAAGUGUGCAUUUUAUUUUCCUCAGGCUAAUUUUCCAUCUUCAGAUUCGCUUGCCAACCACAUCCAGAAGUUGGUAACAGGGAAAGGCCCCAACUGGUCUUCAUCAAAGAGUUGGAUCACUGUAAGGCAAGCAGAUCCUGUUUCUUCUCAUUUAAAUAAAUGCACUGUUUGUGGGAAGAGGAAGAGGACUGUACAUGAUGCAGAGGAUGUUAUUGGGUUGUCUAGUAUCAGAUCAAAUACUACUACUGAUGAAGCACUAGGUUUUCAUUGUUACUCGAGUGGCAGAAGAUUUGCAAUGGAAUCUCAGUCAAUUCAGUGGUCUACUUCGAAAAUGAGUGCUAUUACUGAUGAACCACAUGCUUUUCAGCGUUACUGGUCUUCUAGGAGAUUUGCUGGUUCCUCUCUCUUGAUGACAUAUAUUUGGGAUUCUAGCGAGGUUACUCUGAAUGUGUCUCUUGGACAUAGAAAUAAGAUGGAUGUGUUCCUUAAGAAAAUAAGUUCAACCAUAACUAUUGGUUAUCACAUCAAAGUAAGUGGGUAUACUUGGUUAGAGAAUCAAGGUGGUGAACCAUAUGAUUAUGCUUCUAUGCUAAAAAAAAGUGGUAAUAGACUUGAAAAUGAUAACUACAAGAAGGUGAUCCCAUGA